AUGUUCUUCUUACCUUUUUUGCUCGGCUCGGCUGCCGCCCAGGAUGCCAUCACCAGCGACCAAUGGCUCAUCACGCUAAACACGUCGAUCUUCUGGCCUACGUCAACGGAUUACUUUUACGGGCCUACUACUGGACCUGACGCAUCCGCCGUGUCAUGCAAUGCCGCUUGGAUUGAAUACGCACGGCGCUCUACUGAGCUGCACUCUCUAGGGCCCACGACCACAAGCCCAUAUUAUGGAUCUUACACCACCAGCGAAGGCGCCUGUCGCACUUCCGUCACCGCGGAAGACUGGUCAGACACCCAUACAGGCCCCCUAACCACCCUGUGCGAUGGCGCCCCUCGUGCGCUGGGACCCAGAGAAACAGUCACCGCGUACUACCCCGGCACCGGGCCAUGCUCUACAUGGGUGAAAACCAACACUUACACAAGCACCCUCUACCGCGAUCCCGGCGCCACUCCUGAUUGCACUCUGGAAGUAAGUGAGUGUAUUCCGAUCUGGUCAACGUACUCCGAGCUAUCAAGUUCGUACCAAGAUUCCAUCAUCACUUCUGUGCCAGGCGACACAAACAGCCCCAUCCGACCAUGGGACUGCCCAACGCCCACCAGAUCGUAUCCGGAAGAGAACCCAUGCUCAGCCUGCCACUUCCUGCCUGGAACGGCAACCCUCUUCUACUGGCCAGUCACCACAGACGCCGGGGAUCUCUGUCUGCAGAACGGAACUACCCUCUCCCCCUCCGGACCCAGCACCGCCAUUGUAAACGGAGAAACAUUCGUCUCCCCAACAGUCUACCUCUCAUUCACAACAAUCUACGCCUGGAGCAACCGCCGCGCCCACCCCGGAAGCCAAUGCGGCGAGGACCACUACAACACCGUCGUAGCCGUGAACCCAGAAACACUGACUUCAAUGCGCCACCACCGAAACGCAAAGUAUCCAUACAUCGGCACCGCCUACCCCUUCAACUUCGCCGAAUUCCAGCCCCACGAGAUCGGAAAUUACACCCAGUCGCUCGUUCCAUGGCCGCAGUACCGCGGAGGCCAGCAGUGCCCGAUCCCGGACGAUAGCACCUGCACCAUGAUUCGCGAUGACUAUGUGCCUUGGGUUAAGAUUCCGGAGGAGGUGAGGAGCAUCGAUCCCGGCUGGAGCGUCUGCGAUGACGACUGGUAUAUCCCGCCUGUUACGAUGGUUGCGCUUGAUCGGGAGGAGAUUACCAUCACGCCGACACCGGAGGUUGCUGAGCAGAGGUUGGCGUGGGAUGCUGCGGCGCCUGGGGAGGGGCUUGCGGCGACGACACCAGAGCCUACGAGGGGUUGGUAG
Messenger RNA from Aspergillus mulundensis, 1317 nucleotides. RefSeq lists its product as uncharacterized. The transcript has 2 exons. The coding region runs from base 1 to 1317 and encodes 438 amino acids. NCBI's taxonomy places the organism in Eukaryota, Fungi, Ascomycota, Eurotiomycetes, Eurotiales, Aspergillaceae. The record is from RefSeq and is a predicted model, not a curated record.